Molecule: messenger RNA, 519 nt
Organism: Drosophila subpulchrella
Lineage: Eukaryota; Metazoa; Arthropoda; Insecta; Diptera; Drosophilidae
Gene: Edg78E
Product: pupal cuticle protein Edg-78E
Exons: 2
Coding region: 51-419 (122 amino acids)
Cellular component (GO): chitin-based extracellular matrix
Molecular function (GO): structural constituent of chitin-based larval cuticle
Source: RefSeq, a predicted model, not a curated record
GCAUCAUCACAGCAUCAGCUUUUAGGAAACCCAACGAAAUCCCCAACAAGAUGUACAAAUAUCUUUUCUGUCUGGCACUCAUCGGCUGCGCCUGCGCCGACAAUAUCAACAAGGAUGCCCAGAUCCGUAGCUUCCAGAACGAUGCCACCGACGCCGAGGGAAACUAUCAGUUCGCCUACGAGACCAGCAAUGGCAUCCAGGUCCAGGAGGCGGGCAAUCCGAACGGCGCCCGCGGUGCCGUGGCCUAUGUGUCGCCCGAGGGCGAGCACAUCUCGCUGACCUACACGGCCGACGAGGAGGGCUACCAUCCGGUGGGCGACCACCUGCCCACUCCGCCCCCCGUUCCAGCCUACAUCCUGCGCGCCCUGGAAUACAUCCGCACCCAUCCCCCGGCGCCCGCCCAGAAGGAUCAGCAGUAAUCCGGAGCAGCAACAGCUGUCCCAUGCCAGCAACACGAGAUCAAAAACUGCAGCCAGUCAUUGUUAUUUAGGGACGUUAUUCCAAUAGUUAUCGUUAAUA